Molecule: messenger RNA, 612 nt
Organism: Parnassius mnemosyne (clouded apollo)
Lineage: Eukaryota; Metazoa; Arthropoda; Insecta; Lepidoptera; Papilionidae
Source: the annotation of a GenBank genome assembly
AUGUCUAUUACUACAAAUAUUUGCAUUACUUUCUCCAUUACCUUUUUAUGUCUUUGUUUUAUUUUAACAACCGAUAACUUCGUGAGAGCAAAUGAAAAUGAUGCCGAGAGUAUAACAAAAAUUGGCCAAGGAAUGGGUCACAUUAUGAACAUUUAUUAUUGUUACUCCUGCGGCUAUAGAAAAGUAUUUGAAGAUUAUGCGGGCAUUAUACACCAAAAAUAUCCCGAGAUAUCAGUUAUUGGAGCAAAUUAUGACCCACCAGGAAUAAACAUGUACUUGUCAAGACUGAUUGGUUUUGGCAAGAUGAUAUUGAUCAUGUGCAUUCUUAGUGGUGUAAAUAUCUUUGCUUGGUUGAACAAACCACAACCUAGUUGGUGGAGUUGGUGUCUGGAAAACAAAUUAUAUGCAUGCAUGAUGAUGUUCUUUUUGGCCAACAUGAUCGAAGGACAACUAGUGUCUUCUGGUGCAUUUGAAAUAUCUCUCAAUAAUAUUCCUCUUUGGUCAAAAUUAGAAACUGGAAGAAUUCCACAGCCACCUGAGUUAUUCCAAAUUAUUGAUAAUACAUUACAGUUUUCUAAAAUGGAUAUGCCAAAUAAUAACUUUGUUCAGUAA